UAUGGGGGAGUGUGUCACGUUACCGCAUGCAAAACUAGUGUGAAAUCACGAGGUGGUGACCCUGAUCUACCUACAUGUCCCAGACCACUUGACAUCACUAUAUAAACACCCAUGACAACAUUUACCUCUGUGCACAACAACCUUAACGUCUCACAACACGGCACGAGAUGUGGAAGGCAGUUGUUGAAAACCAAGGCGAUGCCACGCCUCCAAACGAACCGUUAAAGAACAGUUACAUCCACGGGGCCAGCAGCGAGCCUCUAGUGGGACGCACGGUGUGGGAAUGCCUGCAGGAAGCGGCCAGGGAAAAGCCGGACAGGGUAGCCAUCAGGUUGCCGCAGUUUGGCCAGGAUCUCACCUAUAAAAUGAUAUGUGACAAGAGUACAGAACUUGCCAAGGGACUGCUGGCACUAGGAAUGAAGAAGGGAGAUUUUCUCACAAUGGCUAGCGUUACGGACGCUUCAUUAGUCUAUGUCAUGUACGCGGCAGCUCAAAUUGGAGUCAUCUUAAAUGCGCCAGCGUAUACGUACCGACCACGUUCGAAAUUCUUAGAUAUGGUUUUGAAUCAAUUAAAAUCCAAAACACUGGUUAUAAUGGAGAAUCCGGACGGAUCAAAUGUCGCUGCUUUGAAGGAACUUAUACCAGACUUGGAGACAUUUGGUGGAAGAAACAUACAGUCUGAGGUACCCCACCUUAAGAAUAUCAUUAUUCCAAGUGUGUCGAAAGCAGCUUACGGCUUGUCCUUCGAAGAUGUCACAAAGCUUGGUAAAGAUAUUUCAGAGGACGUCAUCCAAGCAGCCAGAGAUGCUUUCACUGGAGAUGAUCCCAUAAACACGGGACUCUCCUCGGGCAGCACCGGCGUUCCUAAAUGUUCCGUCAAUAGUCAUUUUAAGGCGGUCAACUUGCUCAAGUUUUCCUUACUACGAUACGCCGACUAUAAGAAGCCGGUGGUAGUUGGAGUGGGCAAUCCCGUCCACGACGAACUGGUAGCAGAUUACGUCUACUGGGUCAGUGUGGAGUAUGAUAAAGACAUCCAGCUGGUCAUAUUACCGUCCACACUGUGGGACGUAGAAUUCCAGGGGGAGAACGAAGAUGAAGGCUACCACAUGGAGGAUUUGUACAAAUCAAUACAAGAGUGCAGGAUCACCCACCUGGAGGUGUACCCGACAUUUCUGAUGAAGGGUCUGGAGCUUGAUGCCGAGAUUGUCCAGAAAUACGACACGUCUUCUGUGAAACGAGGUAUUCUCACAUCCACAGUUAUCACGGAGAAACUGAGAGAGCGGUGCUCAAAACUAAUCCCAGAAUUUGUGGUCGCACUCGGCACUACAGAAUACUGGAACAUCAGUAUCACCUAUCCACUAGAUGACGACUUUGACCGCCGGUACCGCGGUAUUGGCUUUCCACCGCCACACACUGAGGUGAAAAUAGUUGAUGCAAACAACAAGAUCGUUCCUCCAGGCGUGGAAGGGGAAAUAUGCGUGAGAGGGGUGUUCAUGUUCAGUACUUAUUACGGUUCUGAAGACUUGUACAGGAAAGUGGUGUCACCGUGUGGUUGGUACCAUACUGGAGACAUUGGUACGAUGAAUGAAUACGGGUUUAUGUACUACACUGGGCGGAAAUUUCAUGUACUCCAUUUUUCUCGCUGGGGCGACAAGGUUUAUCCUGCUGCUAUAGAGAUUGCAGCAGCAAAACAUCCUAAAAUCAGUCUGGCACAGGCAGUUGGAUUUAGAAAACCUGGCGAAGAUGACCUUGAUACCAUCAUUCUGUGUGUUAUACCUAUCCAGGGCCAAAAUAUAACAGAAGGUGAGCUGCGAUCUCAUUGCGAGAGCGAGCUGUUGGAUUACAUGUGGCCCGACCACUAUGUCGUCAUGGAGACGUUCCCUAGGGUGGGAAUCAGGCAGAAGGUAUCCAAAGAAAAACUGCUGAAACUUGCCAAGAAAACUUUGCUGGAUUCCGGGAAACUGCAGGCAAAUGAGGUGGAACUAUAAAAGCAAUUUGACGACAGCGUCACAAUAUGCGAUAUAUUUAUUCAUAUAUGUAUGUAUUUAUACAUAUACGCACAACAAAGAGCAUGUUCAAGUUAUUGAAACAGCAUGAGAGUAUUGUGAAUUUAUUUAUUCUGUAUCUGAGGAAUUAUAACUAACAUAACAUCUUUAAACACUUAAGUAAUAUAAGUGUAUGAUGCUAUGUGAUGUGAUUCCAAAAAGACACAGUGUGUACUUGAAAAUGUAAUAUACAGCAUUGUAAUCUACGUAUUUAUUUAAAGUUCAAUAUCCAUAAAAUUAAUCUUCUGUACACCUCACAAGAUUUCUAAGAAUACAUAGUUAGCGACAAGAUAUAACAUAUACAAGUUUUUAAAAAAGGAAAAAAUCAAGGAUUUUAACAUUUUGCUUAAAUUUGUGAUGUUUAAGUAGAUAUAUUAUGUAUGGUGCAAAAACUAUUAAC
Molecule: messenger RNA, 2445 nt
Organism: Lingula anatina
Lineage: Eukaryota; Metazoa; Brachiopoda; Lingulata; Lingulida; Lingulidae
Product: medium-chain acyl-CoA ligase ACSF2, mitochondrial
Source: RefSeq, a predicted model, not a curated record